AUGAAAAUAUUGUAUUUGAUCUGUCUAAUAUAUUUUGGACAGAGCUUAUCAGUGUAGAUAACCUAAAAGCCUGCAUGCUUCUAUGUUAAAUCAUAUACAGGCAAUACUUAAUUGACAGUCAAUUAUUAAAUAUCAGGAGUUGAUGAAAAUAAAACAGAAAUCACAAUUGAAUCAGAAAAUGGAGACAAAUUAAUAAAGAAAUCAAAUACAAAAGAAGGAGCACUGAAGUAAAUGUUAAGAGAAAAGGGCACUUAUUAUAUCUGUUUCAAAAGUUUGUCUAAAGGCUAUAAGACUGUGAGUUUUGAUUUCGACAUGGAAGGCGUAGAUAAAGAAUAUGCAUAAUCAGAGCAAUUUAGCGAUAUGUCCAAAGAGUUGUCAAGGACUAACAGAAACUUUUAGACCAUUUAUAGAAAUUAGAAUUGGAUUACUGAUAGAGAAAACGCUCAUUAAAUGCUUUUGGAAUAAACAUAAUAAAAUGUUAAAUGGUGUGCUUCUGCUAAAAUAGGAAUAUUAUUAAUAAUAGCUAUAACUUAGAUAAGUGUUGUAUAUUAUUUUUUUAAAGGUAAAGAUUUUAGUGGAAGUGUAUGA
Paramecium tetraurelia is the source of this 588-nucleotide messenger RNA. RefSeq lists its product as uncharacterized. The transcript has 2 exons. Gene Ontology annotation, biological process: intracellular protein transport; Golgi organization; endoplasmic reticulum to Golgi vesicle-mediated transport. Gene Ontology annotation, cellular component: endoplasmic reticulum; endoplasmic reticulum-Golgi intermediate compartment; Golgi apparatus. Lineage: Eukaryota; Ciliophora; Oligohymenophorea; Peniculida; Parameciidae. The record is from RefSeq and is a predicted model, not a curated record.